Molecule: messenger RNA, 4605 nt
Organism: Tyto alba (common barn owl)
Lineage: Eukaryota; Metazoa; Chordata; Aves; Strigiformes; Tytonidae
Product: consortin-like
Exons: 4
Coding region: 16-453 (145 amino acids)
Biological process (GO): positive regulation of Golgi to plasma membrane protein transport
Cellular component (GO): transport vesicle; plasma membrane; trans-Golgi network
Molecular function (GO): connexin binding
Source: RefSeq, a predicted model, not a curated record
AUUUCUAGAUGCAGCAUGGGAGGGAGGCUCUACCUUUCCCUACAACGCGGUAUCUUCCGGUCGCCGGACCCCAACUGCCACAACUUCAUAUUUGGCAAAAACAUGUAUAAUAUUGCCCCAGCAGAAGGAUUGGUGUCUAUACUAAAGAAGAGAGAUGAUAGGGAAGGAAAAACAAUUGCUCAAGUACGGCAGAGGCAAACUAAGAGAAGAGUGCGAUUCCAAGAAAUGGAAGACACAUUGGAUCAAGAUGAAGUAGCUGGUGGCUCCUGUGUUUUGCUGAUCCUGCUGUGCAUAGCAACUGUUUUCCUUAGCAUUGGAGGAACAGCACUGUACUGCACCUUUGGUGACCUGGAAUCCCCUGUGUGUACUGAUUUGGCAGCCAACACGGAUUUCUAUUAUACCCAGAUAUUGCGGUGUAUGGAAGAACUUAAACACUGGAUAGCCUUCUCAUAGUUGAACUGCGUGGAGACAGCACAUUGAGAGCUCAGCAGUGGUGACUGGAGAGGGUAGAAAUAAAUUGUGAUUUCAAAUUCUCUAACACUUGCCACCUGCAGGUGAUGUGUAUUUGAUGAUGUACUUACGCUUUUACUUAGAAAUCAAGAAAAUUCUAGUUUAGCAAUCAGGUGGCAAAAUGUUCACAUCUUAAACUGUAGCAGUGUGGUAAUGGGAGAAUAAAAAGUUAUUCUUUUCACCCUUUUGAGAGUAGGCGAGUAGCUUUUCAACAACGUAAGCAAGUGAAGAAGAAAGAAGAAAAUCAACUGUCUUCUGCGUGCUCUCCCAUUGCCACACAUUGUGUAAGCAAUCUCUGGAAGCUUAGUAAAAGGACAGCUUUAAUUUACAGCUGUUUGUGCAAAGGUGUUGCCUCCAGCUAUCACGCAAUAAGUCUGUGUUUUAUGGAAACAUUAUUUUUCUUCUGUCUUACUAUUUUUCUCCAUUUUAAUUCUCCUGAUGAGCCAUGUAAUUAUUUGGGUGGAGUGAGAAGAGUGCAGCAGCAUUCACGGAGCCCUCAUUUGGUGAUUAACAAGCUGACCCUGUAUCUUACAGAGUGGGAUAAAUCUGCUGGCAGAUUUCACUAAAUUUCCUGGAACUUUACGCCCAGUAUUGUGUGGGCUGUUUUAGAAAUGGAAGGUUAAAAGAGAAAUCACUGGUCUCACUAAAGACAGAAACAAAAGUAAGAUGUUUAUUAAAUUAUUCGUGUUAAAUAGUAAAGUGGCUUUGGCCAAUUUUAAAGCACCUGGUAGCAGGUGUGGGGCUAACUGGGUUUUCUAUCCAGCUAUGUCACUGACUUGCAGUAAUCACUUUGUGCCUCAGUUUCACCUCCAUAAAUGGGGAAUAAUGAUCCUUGCCUUUGUCUGUGAAUAUUUAUUGCAAUUAGGGCUCAUGUCUGAUUCAUCCCAGAUGAGCGCAGAGGAUCACUGAAUCGCGUGGCUGCAGCCUCUCUCAGUGAGUGAAUGCUUGUGUAAAGUGGGACUGCUCCAACAGAAGAGAUUCAGAGGCUCACUGCAGAUCCACGGCCUGUUAGUAGUCCAGGGCAUUCGUUCUGGCAGAUAAAAGCACAUUGGCAUCUAUUUGCCCUGCAGUUCUGAGACUUGCAUUGUAAAAUCAGUUCUAUUUCUAGCAGCUAUACAAAACAAAUCUAAAUCAGUACAAAGACUCAUUUUAAAUGGGUAUUUCUAUCACUUGGUGCUCAGCCCUCCCUGUGUGGCAUGUGAGAGAAACACUGAGAUGAUGGUGAAGGUGAGAAUUAGAUACACAGGCCUUUGGCCCACACUCUGGUCAAAAUGUGGCAACUGUUCUUGCACCGGGCAUAAUGGCCCAUCCCUGCUGAAGGUGUUAGUGGGAAACGAUUCCUUUACACCUCAGGAAACAGCAUUUUUGAGGGGUCCACUUCACUCCAUGAUUUCCUGCUUACUAACGUUGUAUGAUGCAGUGUGUUCAGGUUUAGAAUAUUAUUUUGUAAAAUACUAUGAAGUAAAAUCUUCAAGACAUUGCUCAGAAUUAUAACAUUAAAUUAUCGUGCUUUCUGGCAUUUGCAAGCAAAUUGUCCCUCUAGUGAGCUUGAUUGUUCCUAACGCACUGUUAUACUUAACGGGUUUUUAAAGUGAAAGGUAAAAUCACGUUUUUUUUCUAGAAUAAAUUGCAUGUAUGAUUUCUCUUUUUGUUUUCUCUGCAGAGGCUUAGUUUCUUUUAUACCUUAGGAAGCCUCAUGUGCAGCUUUAUAUUAACCUAGCAAAUUUUAAAUGCCCAAAUUAAUGAAAACUUUUGUUUUCAUAAUGAAACUUGAGAACGGUAGUUUGGUAUAUUUUUUGUUUGUUGUCCUCAGAGUAUUAUAAUGCUGGGCUAAUCUAAAGGAGAAAGGGAAAGACACUUUCGUAUUUUAAAGUCUUACUGGCUGGUUCAGUUUAUUAUUUGAAAUCUGGGUUUGUUUAUUUAUUUAGUUUUUCUUUUAAAGAGACUCUUCAUUUUCUUGUUCGGUCAUUUACUCACAGAGUAAUUAAAAAAAAAGCAUGCAUUCAGUUAAAAUAUGUAUUUAUAGUGACUAUGUAGUUAGAAUAUGUUUUAGGUUUCUGUAACUUUGCAUUGAGUGUUUCAGGAUAUUAAGUUUAUUCCUAAAGAGACAACUGUUGAUUUCAGCUUAAAAAAAUCUUUUUAGGUUUUUGUGCACUUCAUCAUCAAAAAGAUCAAGAGGUAUAUAUAGAACUAUUUAUUCAAAAGUAUAUCAGAUAAGGAGAUCAAAGAUCCCCUACUUCUAGGUUCAUUUAAUUAAAACUAUUUUUAAAUAAUUAUUUUAUUUAAAACUGUAAAGCUAUUUAAAGUUAAAUCAAUUUUUAAUAAGCAGUUCAGUUUAAAAUCAGUGGUCCAAAUCCUGGUACGUCUGCUUUGUGCUAUAUUCCCAGUGCAAAGACUCACUAGUAGCAGCAGAACUGCCUGCAAGACCACCAAGAGGUUGGGCACCACUUUACCAACACGUACCCAAUGAAGAAUGAGCGGCCAGGCGUUCUGUCUAACUUGGCUACCUUACACUUGUCUUGUAACUUGGAGCAUCUCUCCAGCCUUCCCACCCUAUGCCAAGGUACCACACCUGCAAAGUCUCUUGGGGUUUGCAGGAGCGGAAGGGGCACAUACGCACAGGCUGCCCAGCUCCUGAUCUGAGCUGUUCACUCCUCAGUUGCAACCGAGUGGUUGAAUCUGGACGUAAUUUCUGUUGGCGUUCCUUUAUAAAAAGCUGAUGCUACUAAUUCUUGCUUCAUAUGACAGUUCUGUUAGUGCAAAUAGUUUGCAUGGUCUGUAGUACAUUAUCAAACUUGCAGCUACCAACAUAACAAAAUUUGCUUUGCGUUAAACUCCAGAGAAUGUGCAGGUAGGCCUGAUGUUGUCUUUCCUAUGUACUCUGUUCUCUUUAGAUUGCUGGUGGCAUUGCUUCCACCUGGGUGACUUUAGGGGUUAGAAUCUUAGUCAGGUAAAACAAAGCUAAAAGAAAUAGUUGAUUUGAACAAUUAUUCCUCUUGUCUGAGUAUUCUGAGGUAAAAUAAUACUGAGCAACAGCCAAGAUUGCUACAAGGAGGAAGAAAGCAGAGGGGAAAAGGCUUUUUAUUUUUCCCCCCUUUGUGCAUUUUAAAGCCCUUUGUGUAUGUCUUUUUAUUUAUUCUGUUUCCUUCUCUGCCACUGUCUUUAUGGCUCUUCUGCUUGGCAGUAGGGGAAACAUACUAUGCCAACAUAAAACAAUUUGUAGCUGGUAGGGAAAUUCAGGGAAUGAUUCAGUACUUGACAGUAGUUAAAAGUCAUUUCUUAAAAUAUGACUGCAUUUCAGGCUGAUAGUGUACCUUCAUAUCACCUUACCACUUAAAAACAAAACAAAACAGAACAACAAAAGCCAAAAACACAACCACUUAACAUACUACGUAAUCACUUGCAGCAUUCUACUAGAAACCCAACCUUCCAGUUUGUUCUUUGAGCAUAAUUAUUUUGAAAACAUUCUUGUGGUAGAGCAAAACCAACAAGACACUUAAUGUAGAUUCAGCACAGGCUGCCAAAAAGAGCUUUCUGAUGACAUAAUUAACACCCUCACCCCAAAUAGCCUAGCGUACACCAAGAAAAGCGCUGUGCCGUAGCAUAGCCACACUAUACUACAGGCUUGUUUAAAAAGCAGCGUCAGUAUGGAAGCAGAUAUUCCACAGCCCAGAUAUGCCAGCAGAAGUUUGCAAUCUAGACACAGCCCGUGUUUUAAAAUUUUUCCAAUGUCUUUCCUUUCAUACUUGGAAAAUGCAUAGCCCUGGUGGCAAGCAGUAGGAAGCAGUCUAAGAAAAAGGGAAACUCUGGCUUAGGGUUUUCGGGAGUAAAGGGCGAGCUUGAACUAUCAAAUAAGCAGAGUAGAUUGGAAGUCCAGAUUCUUGUGUGACUGGGUACUAUUCCACUCAAUAACUUCAAGGGAUGUUACCUUCCUAAGAGAACAUGUUUGCCUACUUUGUACUGUAAUGUAAAACCAAGACCAUCUGAAAGGACUAAUAACUAUUUGUAACAAAUUUAACUUCAGCUUCUUUUAGCAGAAGGAGUAAAUAAUUGUGUUUGAAACCGUCACUCAAGCUUGUAAUUUAAAUACUGUGG